Messenger RNA from Emiliania huxleyi CCMP1516, 686 nucleotides. RefSeq lists its product as hypothetical. The record is from RefSeq and is a predicted model, not a curated record. The annotation marks the transcript as partial. NCBI's taxonomy places the organism in Eukaryota, Haptophyta, Isochrysidales, Noelaerhabdaceae. The transcript has 6 exons.
CGUGCCAGUAGUCGGCGCGCCGCGAUCUGCAUACCUGUUCGUACCUCUACAGUAGUGCGGCCACGUGUAUUGCUGUUCGGCAAGCCGCGUUCCGCUCACUCGACCGUGAGGCCAGUUGGCGGGCGCCUAAAGCGCCUGGUUUGUGCGUCGAGCGGUGCCGCUCGGACCCCAUCUUUGAGCCGGUUACCUCACGACAACGCGUACCGGCGUGCCGCUGGCGUACUACGCGACGGUGGAGGUGUGUGGCAGUUCGAUGGAUCCAGCCCAGCGACCUCUACGUGACGAUUGAGGACUGCUCUUCCCCUUCGGUCGAGCCUCCAGUCCCUGCCACCGUGCACUGGCGCCAGCGAGCUGCAUUUACAUCCCGCACGCGCGAUCGGCAGUCGAGUUACAACCCGCAGCUGUGCUGCGUGCGCGCGCACUCGAACGUGGUUCGGCGAUCUCUCGGCGACCACUCGUCGACUCGCGCUCAGACGCGAGGCGGGCGUAUUCGCCGUGCCACGCCAUGCGUGAUCAUCGCUGGGGGCAGCGGCGUGGACGCGCGAUUAUGGUGGGCGCUCCCGAGGGGGCGAAACCGCGUGUUCAAGGGAAACCAGGCGAAUUGCGCCCCCAAAAUGGUCCUGAGCGGCUCCCACGACCUCCCCAACACCCGAGGCGCACGACACGACCGCUCGUUCGAACAUUAG